Molecule: messenger RNA, 4833 nt
Organism: Psilocybe cubensis
Lineage: Eukaryota; Fungi; Basidiomycota; Agaricomycetes; Agaricales; Agrocybaceae
Exons: 8
Coding region: 1-4833 (1610 amino acids)
Source: RefSeq, a predicted model, not a curated record
AUGAAUCGUUUUCGGAAGCGGUCUGACGCGAAACGCAGUCAAGUCCCCGAUCUCCAGCACACGCACGAAAAGGACGCGCAAAAUAUACUUCCAGAGCUGCCUUCCGCCAACGAUUUUCGCACGUCGCUUAUCUUGCCUGACCUAUCUCGUCGAUUCUCCCUCCUCCGUUCGUCCACAGGCGAUCCCGUGUCGUUAGAACACCUCAGGACUAGGCUAGCAAACCAGCGAGCUCGUGGUGCACAGAAUCAAAUUACUGAGGAAGAGGAGGAUAUGUUGCUUGAGACUUUGGGCAAAUUGCGGUCGACGAAGACACCCUCGCCUGCCGCCUCCCAGGAGCACGUCGCUGAAACUGACGACUCAACGACUGUCACAAGGACAUCAAUACGUUCAACAGCUACAUCUUCUAGCGUUACAUCAUCCCCUAACUCACGUUCAAAACGAUACAGCAACAACCUCUUCGGCUCAGGGCGCCUACGAGACUACAACUAUUUGAAGAGCGUCGCCUCCUCCAAGGCCUCAAUUAAUAGCACUCGCGCCCUUUCAUUAACUCCUACAGAGGUGUCAACGUCGGCAAGAGAAGCAUCUAACACCAGCAUACGACCUGUCACCCCUGAAAACAGUAUUCCUUCUUCAGUCCAGUCCAGUCCAAGUCCAAACGAGGAUGGCCUUGUUCAUAGCGCCCCUCACAUCCCUCCGGCUCCAUUUGGCGACAAUGCGCCGAUUUCCGUUGCUGAGUAUCGUCUGCAAAAAGCCCUAGGACCGUCUGUACUUCGUGCCUCCAUGGCGCUCGAGGAGGCCAUCAAGGAGAUUGAAGACGAGGUUGAAGAUGAAAUUUUGCUGCCCCGUUCUGUCCCCGUCCCGCGUAGUAGUUUGGACCAGCCUACAGCUGAAGUGCAACGGGAGAGUCAGGUUUCUAAUAACAGUGCUCUAUAUGAAGCUGCAAUGGCUAUAUCUAUUGACCAGACUAUACACUCUGAAUUCAGUGAACGCAGGCAGUCACCUAUACCCGCUCGAACUGUUCCCGGCUACAUCCCAGGCAUGCCCAGGCCCAUGACACCUCGAGACUUUGACUUUGACGAGCAACGUUCGCAUUCUACUACACCUCGCGCGCAAUCACCCUAUACCGAAUCAUCCCCGCUAUCUAAUAGUGCUUCAAGUAAGGUUAGGCGCGAAUCAAUAUCCUCGGUAACAGCGAGAUCUACACCUAUUACACCUGUGGCAGCUGCCCCACUAUUUCUUCAAAGAAGUACAAAUGGACGGUAUACGCCAGACGAUAGUCAGCGUGCAUCAGGCGGUGAUUCUGUCGAAUUUGAUAGCCCGUUGAACUCAUCUAUUCUUGGUCGUCGUAGACCUGCAUCGCCACUCUCAGGCCCAUCGUAUCAGCCGAUGACAGCAGUCACAAAUCGACCUCCUUCACGGCCCACAACGCCUUCCAACGUAAUCUGGACACCCAGUGUCAACAGCAGUAACGGGCAUAGGAACAAUCGCAGUGGUCACGGCCGGAAUAACAGUUUGACAACAGAGGGACCUGCUUUAGAUUCAGAUUAUCUUCGUUUUGAUCGACAUCAUCAGUUGGGACCUCGCUCUCUAAAGUCUCCUGCGUUUCCCGACUCUCCCACUCUUGACCCAACCGCGUCAUAUUCAUCUAAUUUCGCGAAUAACAUCCUGUCGAAUGGCAGUAUGAUAUCGGCUGAGCGACCACAGGCUUAUAUUCCCGAAGUCGAGCUAGGUUCACCCAUCCUGGGUGCCACACUUGUGCCACGGUCGGCCACCCCGACGCAAACAGCUCAGCGGUCUCCUAUUUCUCCUAGCUUCUCCAGCUUCGAUCUUUCACCACGCAAUAUCAGCAGGCGAUCCUCUCGGCAAAACCCCCCUUCAUCUCCCUUCAAUAUUGGCCCUUUUCCCUCUCUUGGGCUGUCACCUCGUGCCAAUUCUUCGCGGUCUUCACUCAAUUCGGUGGGCUCGAGUUUCCAUUCAUGGGAUGAACCGGACAAAGUUUUUAGUGUAUUUUCGGACGCGAAAGAUCAACAAGCAAUUGCGUGGCACGAUUUGGAUAAGGAACUGAACUCUAUCCUGCCAGGUCAGGGCUCUCUGGAUGACGAUGAAUGGGACCCAGAAGAGAUCAUUGAGCGGUAUGCUGGCCUUAAGAAAGCGGACAUUGCAGCUGUGCAGGAAAAACUUGUGGCUGCAGCUUUUGCCAAGAUAGCGAAUACCGACCCUCGAGAUCGUGCACCUUCUGCGUUGAGACGGCGGCGGCCGUCAACCUCACAAUCCAAUUAUAGAGUUGCGAGUCCUCCUCCACAGAUGCAAACUCCCGCCUCUCCUUCCUAUGUCGUCGAUGAUAAACUUUCAAAAGCCAGCGCUCUGCUCAAUUCUGUGGUUGACAGCAUUAAUGAACGACCUUCUACACCGACUGUCAAUGUCAACGCUGCUGUUUCUAAUCUCACCCUCGAGGAUCUAGAAGUAUCUCCCAAUACUCGACGUAAUCGUGAUCUAGCGCAUGUUCUUUUUGGUAACGAUGAAGAUGGAAAAGAGGAAGAAGAACCUGCAGGUCCAGCUCCAGAACAACCGAAACCAGACCCCGUCUUCUCUCCUCCUGCACCUAUUGCGAUCUCCACUUCAGAGUCUGUCACCACUGAAUCUCCAUCUCUGACAACAUCUGUUCCUGUUUCUCCUACCCAACCAAAUGCUAUCCGAUCACCCUCAUUUAAUUCUCCCUAUCUAUUGUUACGCAAUCCUUCUACACCCAAGAUACCCCCAACUCCUCAAGAACAGGCAGAACUUGCUCGUGCCGUCCAAGAAAAGACCGAUGCCGCUAUGUUGGCUCUCAACAAAAAUCCGUCAAGGACUAAUUUAGGUGACGGCUUGAAACAGGUGCCCUCUGUUCGCAGAAAGGUGGAUACAAGCCAGAUAUCCACACCAAAACUCUUGUCUACUACAACCAGUGUCGAAACGAUACCCCUCCGUACCCCUUCAUUAUUAUCUAACAACACAUCCAGCCCUGGCGCAUCCAAGCUUGGAUCACGGUUCAAGAAACUACGAGGAUCUCUGCGUGCCAAAAAUAUUGCUUCAUCUGGCGAGGAAACUGUUACUCCUGAUACUUCUAAAUCGCCGUUGGCUAGCCAGACAGCUUUUUAUGAUCCUGCUAAAAUCAACCCUCCCGGCGCACCUAAACUUUCAAGUGCUACUGAAACAGGUCGAUUCAAAGUGCCAGUACCUAGCCCACCUGCUUCUGCAGGACCUGGUUUGAAAGGAUUCAUGGCUAGGUUUAGGAACAAGCAACGCAUGUCGGAGAAUUCUUCUAGCGGAGAGAACCCAUUCCCCGGAACAAGCUUACCUCUCAGUCCAACAUCUUCUCUCACACCUCGUCAAGUUGAACCUACCACGCCCAAGCAGAUGUCUCCGACUGAUAGAAGUCACACAUCUACUCCUAGGCCUGCGGGUCAACCUCGUCCUAUGUAUUCCAGGUUUCCGCCUGCGAAUCCCCCUGUAGCUCCAUCGCCACCUCAGCCUACACACACAAAGGAGCCUAUGAAAUCGCCGGCUGAGACGACUCAAUUAUCGGAUGCUGCUUUGGAACAAUUCUUUGCUGCUGCAAGUAAUAUAGGUCUCGAUGAGAAUGUCAUAAAUGCCCUGUUGGCCCGGUCUGGGUCUACUUCCUCUCGUAAUCUUUUGGCAAGGAACAACUCCGUUGCUAAGCCGCAACCAACUCGUCAGAAUGAUAGCAAAGUGGAUGCCGAACCGGUCGCGUAUGUGGGUAGUACUGGGUCAGAUCAGACAGCUACACCCACGAGUUAUAUUGUUCCUCCAGAACAGCAGCUCCAGCCACCUUCCAAAUCCGAGCUUCGCCCUGCUACCCCAGAGGAUGUUACAGUGACAAGAAAGCCUUCUGCCCGAAGAACCGAUCAAUUACGGCGACCGAAAGAAGGGCAGGCAGAGAAUGCUGGAAAUGCGAUUGUGCGUAGGACAAUCCUAAUUGCAUCCGAUUUAUCACCGUCAGAUUUUACUGCGUUGAGCGCUCUCACACAACGAAAAACAUCUAUGCGUAAAAAACGUGCCAGCGCAACCUCUGUGUCCAGCCGUUCAGUUCACGACCGUGCACCAACGCCUCCUCCCCCGAAGUCACCGACCAUUAAGCGCUUCUCUGCUGACGGCAUGCCGCCGAUACCUCAGAUGCCUAACUUUGUUGGUCAAGCAGGUAAAAUGUUGAAUGCGCCAUCUACGUCAGCAGCGGGCCCUAUCGAGAAGUCUAACUCGACAUAUGACUCCUUGUAUGACAUGUAUGCCGGAGAAUCUAGAGCGGCCAGUGCAGCACCCAAUGAUUCGAAUUCAUUGGUCGACCAAGCAGCCUCAAAGGGUGAAUAUUUGGCCGCAUCCGACGGCCCUGCUCUAGAAAUUAUCCAGUUGGCUAAUGGAGAGACUAUAUGGAACAUCGUGAAUGGUUUGCGCGACGGCGACGACGAGUCUAUAUACUCCGGUCGUGCCAGUUUUGCAUCAGAAUAUUCCACCCGUGAACCUGGAAAUGACGGUUUGCAGGCAUUCAUGAAAGAGCAUGCCCGAUCAGGUUCAAAGGGCAGCAUAUCUUCCUUUGUUUCUAAAAAGAAACCUCAAGGGAAAAAUCGCCCUGAGACCAAUGUUUUCUACAGCUCCUCGGCACAAAUAGGCCGCCUAAUCGAGAGCCUUUCGCAAGGCGCUGACGCAGGAUCAUUCAACAUCAUCCCAAAUCGCGGUCCAGGCCACUCUAAUUCGUCGUCUUUAUCCACCAACGAUAUCAAUUGGACAGUGGAAGAGCGUCUAGAACAUAUGUUGGGGUCUAUGAACAACGCCCCAUAA